ACAGCUGUCCUCUGUUGACAAUUUUACCCAAUGCAUAUUGCUGUGAUGGCUGGAAUAAAAUGAUAAAGUGUUUCUGGCUAUAUCUCCAUGCGGGGCGAUCGUCAGUGGAGUAUUCAUAAAAAUAUGCACCCGGUCUGAACCAUGCUGAAGUGGUUUUCUAAUGAAGGGGGAGAGUCUGGCGCUGGGGGCCCAGACUCUCCCCCAAGUGGAGAGGUUGUUGCAGAUGUUGCAGACAUGGCAGAGCGUCUGGUCCAAACUGAGCAGCUUAUUACUCAGCUAAAAGAAAUGAUCCGGGAAAAGGAUGCAACGCUUCGCACCAAGGAUGAACAGCUCAAGACGGAGAAGGAGACAUGCGAGGCGAAACUGUCAAAGCUGCGCCUCCAAAACAAGGCCAAGGUGACAUCUCUUACCACACAGCUAGAGGAAGUGAAGAAACAGAUUGGCGGUCCGGUCACACCAACGCACGGCAAGAAGGCUCCAUCAGAAGGAGGAGAGCAAGCAAGUCGGGGCAAAAUUGUUUUGUUAAAAAAGAAGGUGGAGGAUCUAGAACAACACCUUGCACGGAGUGAGAAGGAGUUAGAAAGCAAGAGGAGAGAGGUGGAGGCACAGCGGCAACGAGGGGAAGAAAUGGAUGUUAUGCUGACAGAUAAGGACAAGAAGCUAUCCGAGAAGGAGGCCUACAUUAUUCACUUGCAGACAUCAAUGGCAGGAAAUCAAUCAGUCACGACUGCACAACAAAAGGUAGAUGAAGAUCACGGAGCAAUGCAGGAGCUUCAGGUGCUGGUGCAGAGUCUAACCAAGAAAGUUGGAGAAGGCGAGGAACGCUACAGUUUACUCCAGGAGCAGACAGACAGCCUGAAGGAGCUUCUGGUCACAGAGAAGGAACAAUACAGCCAGAAAGAGAACAUGUAUAAGCAGAAUAUCCAAACCUUCAAAGAUAUAAUUCUCCAGAAAGAUCAACAGCUAACAGAGAUCAACCAGAUGCAUGAACAGGAGCUCUUCAAACUAGCCGCAACAUCUGAUGCCAGUGCUGAUCUUCAGCAGCUUUUGAAGGCAUUAAAACAGAAGCUUCAUGAGAAGGAGGAGGUGCUGCUCGGUAAAACUCAGGUCAUUGAUGUUCUCCAGAAAGAGGUGGAUGGCAGAGACCAGCAGAUUAAGGAUCUCACAGAGCGGAUGCGUAGACUCCAUGUUGAAAGAGAGUCCCUUGAAUCCAAGAUGGAGGCAGAAAAGCACGUUAUGCGAGCACAACUCCGUGACUUGAUGGAAAAGCACCAGGGAGAGGCUCGGCGAAUGACAGAACAACAUCAGGCACAGUUAAACGAAACCCAACAGGAUCUGCUGCGCCAGCUGGAGCAGCUGAGAAAUGCUGCAGUAGGACCAUGGACCAGUCAAGAGGCCCCAAGAACUGAAGACUUGUCUGUUGAGCCGACCGCUUUCCAGAGAAUAGCUGAAUUGGAAGCCCAGACAAAGCAAAAAAUUGACGAGGCAAGCAAAUCAGAGGCCAAGUUCCUGAAAAUGAAAGCUUGGUCUAAAUCCCGAAUCAGACAGCUGGAGGAGGAGCUCAAAAAAAGCCAGGCUGGCAUCGCCCCUCCUGAUCUGACUGCCCUGCGAAGUCGUGUCACUGCCCUUGAGGAGGAGCGGGAGGAAUACCAAUGGAAGGUGGAGCAGUAUGAGGAACUCAAAGCGAAGAAUGACAUGCUGGAGGCUAAACUGGAGGUAUAUGAGGAGCAACAAAGGACACUACAAGCCGACCUGGAACAGUUCACAAAGAGAGCUGCCUCUCAGGCAAGUGAGUCCGGCAGUGCUGAUGACACCCAAAGUCAAGUCUUGGAGUGGCAGGAAAUGGUCGCCGAGGCAGUCGAUGCCAGGGAUCAGGCCAGGGAAGAGAAGGCUGCGAUGGUUCUUCGCAUUAGCCACAUGGAGGAAGAAAGAGAGGGACUGAUUGAGGAUGACUGGUUCUUUCCUGGCUACUCCGAUCCAGCUUUGGCCACUCGGCAGCAGGAGUUGGAGGAGGAGCUGGCUCAAGCAAAAAGACUCAGCCAACCUGGGGGCAAGAAGCUAGCAGAACCUGCUCAACGGAGCCUACAGGAGGAUUUUGAGUUUGAUGGACAAGGCCUAUUCCAGGAACCCAAACAUACCUCGGAGAGCACAACCCCAAUGGAAGGAGAAAACAUGGGAGGUUGGUGGCCUGAAUACAGUACUCCUGACACAGAUGGUUUGCGAUCUGUGGUGGAGGAGCUGGAGCUGGAAAGGAAUCAACUCCAGGAGCAAAUACUGAGCCUUGAAGAGCGCUGUCAAGAUCUGGAAGAUCGGCUACAGUUACAAGCACGCAUUGAGGCCUUGCAGAAUGAGUAUGAGAAGUUACAGGGCCAGCUUGCUUCCUUGCGAAGUCAGCAUAGCAGAGAAGCAGAAAAGCAUCAGCUGCUGGUUAGCCGUCUCAAUGAACAACUAAAAGGGAUGAGCGACACACAAGAAUGCUUGGAAAGCUCACUCGUUGAGAAGGAGAAUACAUUAGCAAAGACAUCAGAAAAACUUGAGCUCAUCAACAGCCUCCGAGAAUCCUUGAGCGAAAAGGAGAUUCAGUACAAGGAGAUGUCUGACAAGCUCCUUCAGACUGAGCAAACACUCGAGAAAGUUUCCAAACAAAGCAGUAUCUCAGAGAAAAGCUGCUCUGAGUUGAAAGCAGAAGUUUGUGACCUCACACAGAAGCUGAGUGUCCUCAGAGACAAGACUCAAAAACAGGACAUCACCAUAGAAACUUUACAGACUGAGUUUGAGCAAACCAGUGAAGAACUGGACAAACUAAACACAUCCCACCUGGAAGAAAGAGCCCAACUCAUUCACGAUCUUCAAAGCUGUGAGCGGGAGAUUGACAGUCUGAAAGAUAUUCUGUCUGCAAAAGACAAAGAGAUUUUGGCCCUGAACGGUAGUGUGCUGGAGUAUACAGAACAGGUUACAGUCCUCAAACAAGACCUUCGACUCAAAGAAGAAACUUUGCUUCAAGUGGAAAAUGCACUGAGUAAGGCGGAGCGAGAGGCCGAGAUUCUUCGUGAUUCUCAGACUUCAGAUCAGCAAGUCCUAAAUAGUAAGAUUGCAGUGCUUGUUGAGAAUCUCAAGUCUGUUGAGGUGGAGUUGGACAAGACCAAAGAAGAAAGCAAGUGGAAGGUUGAUGAGAUUAACCAUCUAAUAAAACAGGCCAAGGAUGAUAAGAAAACUAUUCAGGACCUGCAAGACCUACAAGCUGAUGCACAGAAACAGAUAUUGAGUCAUCGUUCUCAACUUUCUGAACAUGAAAAAGUCAUCUCUUCACUGAAGGAGCAGCUGACCUUAUCUACCCAAAGGCAACUUGAGUCUGAGGAAGUCAUUGUGCAGCUCAAGAACAUCAACACAAUCAAUGAGAAAAAUGCAAUGACAGAAGAGAUCUACGAAAAAGAACUGAAAACUUUAAAGGAUGAAAAGAACAAGCUCCUAUCCCAACUGGAAAUAUACAGUCAUGACAUGGAAUUGUUAUCUCAACGAUUAAAGGAGCAAGCGCAGAUUGCGGACAGUGUCAAACACGAGAUGGAGAAAAAACUGGAAAUCAUCACAUCACUGGAAAAUCAAAUCAAGGCAAAUGAUAUCGAGGGAGAGGAUGAGAGACAGAGAUUUAACUCUGAAUUGCAAGCGAGGGAUUUUGAAAAUCAGAAGUUGUGCAAAGAAAUUGAUGGCAGAACUGAAAACAUAUCCAAAAUGACGGACACCUUAAAACAAGUCGAGGCUCAGAAAGAACAACUGCAAGAAAAGCUUAAAAGGCUCACUGAAGAGCUCGAAUUACAGAAUCUCAAUGGACAACAACUAACUGAAAAAAUGACAUCUGCGCUUGAACUUAACAGCACUCUGGAGAAGCAAGUGCAAAGCGUUACAGAGGCCAAUGAACGACUUCAGCAGGAAGUCGCUGAAAGAGAGAAGACUGUAUCAGAAGUAACAGUUGAAAGAGAUUCUCUGCAUAACAAAUUAUCCGCAAUAGAAUUACAACAGUCACAAAACGACACUAUUAUUCAAGAGUUAGAAAAACAAAAAGAACAUUUGCUUUUGCAAACUAAUGAAUUUAAGAGAGAUGCCGAACAAAACUCGCUCUCACACAACGAGGUUCUCCUAGCUAAAACCAACGAAUGUGGUCGUCUCAAUCAGCUACUCAGGGAGAAGGAAAGCUUCAUUGCACAGCUGGAAGGUGAACUGCAAAGCUCCACUGCUAAGGUGGAUGAGUUGCAGCAUACCAUAGAGCAGAAACAGCGUCUCGCCUCCGAUCUUAGAGCAGAAUUAGAAACCCGACGAGAUGAACAAGCACAGCUUCAACAAACGUUGUCUCUCCUUGAAGAACAGGACUGUAAUCUGAAGUCUAGGUUAAGCGAGAAGGAUGCCAAUUUGAAGGAAAAACAGGAAGAGUGCCAUAGUUUGCAGAAUGAAAUUAUUCUACAUAAGAAUUCGGUUUCCGAGCUUAAAGUGGACGUUGAGUCACUCAAUACAGAACUCUCACUGCUUUGCAAGAAACUGGAAGAGAGCGAGCAACAAAGCCAAAAACAAAAAGACGACUUUGAUAAAGCAACACAAACUAUCCAGUCUUUAAAUGACAAAAUCAAUGAAUUACAAGAACAUUCCAGCAAAACCGAAAUCUCAAGGGACACCGAGCUGAGGACCCUUCGGUGUGAAAUUGAUAGCAUGGCAGAACAAAACAAAGACCUCGAUGCAGCCUGCAAAUCCAGAGAAAAUCAGCUUGAGGAGCAAAUGCAAAUUGUGUCAAACCUUGAUAGACAGCUCAAAGUCACUCUUGAACAAAACUCCAGUUUUAGCAUGAAAAUAACUAGUCUAACAGAAGACAAUCAGCAACUACAAGAAAAGUUGUCCCAAAACCAUAUGUUAGCUUCUGAGCUAACGGCUGAGAAUAGCCUGCUGCAAAAACAGAAAUCUGAGCUUGAGGUUCAAAUCUUAAAUGGUCAGACGAAAAUGAAUGAUGUUCUGAAUGAAAAAGAUGAGCUUAUUGUUGCAGUCAGUAAUAUGAAGCAGGUCCUCAAGGAAAACGAAAUAUCAAACAAACAGAAAACAGAAGAAUUUAGCUCUCUUUCAAAAACACUGACCGACACAGAACGACAACUUCAGAAUUUACAAGAACAAGUUAAUCAGCUAAACCUGUUACUGGCUGAGAAAGAAAAAAAUCUGUUGGACAGGAAUUCUCAGUUGGAUGCUCAGCAGAACCAACAGCUGCAAUUACAGGACACAAUAUCUAUGCUUCAAGAACAGGGAUCUGCGCUAAAGUCAGGGCUGAUGGAGAGGGACACAAUGUUGCAGCAGAAAUCAGAGGAAUGCAUUGUUUAUCAAAAUGAAGUGGUCCUGCAGAAGGGUCUUGUGUCGCAGAUACAGAGCGAGAUUGACUCGCUCACUCGAGAGUGCGGCGAUGCUAAGCAACAGUUGAUGCAAAAGGAGCAGAUGUUAAAAGAUCUAGCAAAUGAUUUUGAAAACCACAAGGAAGAGCUAAAUAAACGUAGUGAAUCAGUGAUUUCCCUUAGUAGUCAGAUUGGAGCCAUGAACGACAGUUUUGCAGAGAUGGAGGUUGAAAUGAGCGGCUUGAAAGAUGCCAUAGAGAAGCUCACCUCAGAAAAGCAUCAGCUCACACAAGAGAAGGACCGAGGCAAUGCUGAGAUAGUUGACUUAAAAGAUGCCAUUGAAGCACUGACUCAUCAGAAUAUGCGAUUCCAGUCUGAAAUUGAAAAGUCUUUUCCCGAGCUGUCCAAAGCACACAAAGACCUUGCAGAUUUAAAAACAACACUUAGUGACAGGGAAGUCCAACUGAAAACUUUACAGUCAGAAAUAGAACAGCUUCAUUUUGCCACCCAAGAAAAAGAUAACUCCGUGAAACAGCAGGAACAUGCAAUCCAACAACUUAAUAGUCGGAUCUCUGAACAAGAGGGGCUGCUGAAACAGAAAGACGAUGAAACAUUCGGUUUAAGGAUUCAAGUUACAGAACUCAGCGGUCAAGUAGAAACUCUUACGUCCGAGUCCACUGUAUUACAAAAUACAAUGGACAAAAAGGAGCAGGCUAGUCUUGAAGAUGAAAGAAAUUUCUCACUUGUCACUGAAAAUUUGAGUGCCAACCUUCAAGACAAAGAAAAGGAGUGCGAGAGCCUGAAAGAGCAAAUUUCACACCUUGAAGAAUCAGUUUUAAAGAUGAACAGUACCCUCCAAACACAAAGAGAAGAAACAGAAAAUCUGGCAAAAGCCUUGGAAGAAAAAGAAUGGAGUCUUUCGGCACAAUCACAAUCACUUGAAGAUUUGCAGAAGAGAGCAGAUGAGUCGUUGCUCUUCAAAAGUCAGUUCAUGGAAAGCACAGAGUUAUUGUCACAGCUCCAGUGUCAGAUUCAGACUCUGUCCUCUGACUCUGAGAACCACAAAAAGUCAGCGGAAGAAACACAAAGUGCCUUCAUUAACCUGCAAGAAAAAUAUGCAUCUAAUUUGGAGGAUUUGCAGGAUUUGAGAAAGCAACUAUCCCAAAGGACUGAUGAAGUGUUAACCCUUACGAAGCUGUCAGAUGACGCCAAUUGUGAACACGCGAGAGCACAGACCACCAUAGAAACUCUGAAAGAUGAGCUAUCCGCAAUCCAAAACAACCUUAAGAAAACCCAGGACCUGAAUUCUCAGCUGUCAAAAGAAAAGGAAGAAGCAUUCAGCUCUCAUCAAAAACGUGUCUCCCUUUUGACCACUGAAAUAGAAACCCUAAAAACACAACAUCUUCAAGUUGUGGCGCAAAUGAAUGCUCUGACAGAAAACCUGGAGCAGAGAGAAAUGGCGCUACAUGCGAUUAACAGUCAAUGCACAGCCCAAGCCAAACAUACAUCUCAGAUGAUUGCAGAAACACAGAAACUAGAAUUACAGAAUAAGAAGCUUAUUGAAGAGAUUCAGCAGUCAAAGGAGGAGCACCAAAGGUCUCUCACAGCGGUCAACAAUGAAAAGACACACUUAGUCAACGACGUUCGAAAACUUCUUGCAGAGAAGGAAGAGCUGGAGAGACGACACCGUGAAACUGGGACAUCCCAGGGGGAGCUCAUGGCUCAAAUGGAGCAGCAGUCCCGCAGCAUGAGCGAAAACGUCGAGAAAAUCCUGUCUGAGAAGGAGAGCCUUCAAGCAAAGGUUAGUGUCCGAGAUGAAGAAAUUUCACAAUUAAGAGAAAAUCUUCACAAGACCGAGCACAUUCUGCAAGACUCUGAGAAAGAGUGGCUGCUAGUUCUAGAUAGAGAAAAGCAGGAUAAGAAUCUACUUGCAGAACAGUUGAGUCGUGUUGAAAAGGAAAGAGAGGACGGAGAUCGUGAAAACGGUCACUUGCAACAGGCUCUUAAAGCUGUGGCACAUGAGUUAGAAGUACUUGUAAGAAAAAACAGCGGUACCAUCCUCUCACCCAUUGCCACUUUAAGUGUAGACAGAACACAUUUACAGCACAUGAUUAAACAAGUUGAAGCAAAUCAUCGGUCUGAGAUAGAUGCUUUGACAAAGAUGUUGGACAGUACUAGAGCAGAUUUACAAGAAGUCCGAAGUACGCUUGAUCAUUGUGAGGUUAAAAAAUGUCAAGAAAUUGAGAAUUUACAGAGUCAGUUGAAGACUGUGACAGAAACUGUACGUGAAAACUCAUCUUUGUCUGAUGAACUAAAAGCAAAAGACGAUCAAAUGAACUGUAUGAGCAUUCAAAUUGCUCAGCAAAAGGAAUUACUUAGUGGGCUCAGUCAGCAGUUAAAAGAUAAAGAUGUGUCCAUUGCCCAAGUCAUGGAGGCGGCCUUAAAUGAAAGGGUGAAACUUGGUGAAGAAAAGGCCCAUCUAUCAAAACAACUCGCAAACAUUCAAAAAGAUUACCAAACUUCCACAAAGCGGUAUGACGACGUUUCUCGGCAGCUGGAAGAACAUGUUUCAUGUUCACUCAGGGAGAAUGAAAUGCAAACCUCAGAAAAACUUGAGCUGGUGAAGAAAAACGAUGAGCUAAAAUCUGAACUAUCGAGAAUAUCGGAAGAGAAAGAUACAGUCAAGAAAAAACUGAAGGCCUCUCUCCUUCUCCGGAAGGAUCUGUUGAAAAAAGUUGAGGAGUUAGAAAAACAAAAUAAAGAGAGUAUUAACAAUGAAAAUAAUGUAACAUUUUUACAAAACAAACUCUUAGAAAGCACCAAACAAGCUCAAUCCACAGCCAAAAUGUAUGAGGAUAAGGUGUUUUUCCUUGAAAAGGAGUGUCUUGACAAAGUCAAUGAGUUACGCACUUUGCAAGCCACGCUAAGUGAGAAGGAAAUGUCACUCAAUGAAAAAAACACCCUCAUCAAACAACUUCAGGCAGUUGCUGCUGAGCGCGAGGAUAACUUUGAACAAGAUAAAAAGAGCAUGAUGCUAAAAACGCAAAUGCUCGAGAGCGAAAUCGAGGACUAUAAAGAUCAAUUGAAGGACAAAUCUCUCUCCGAUAAUACUGCUAUUGAAUUAGAAAAUGAGCUGACACAAAUGAAGCAAGAAAAGGCAAUGCUGCAGAAAAAGACGCAGGCUGCAUUGUUGGCACGAAAAGAGACUAUGAAGAAAGCUCAAGAAAGUGAGAGGCAAUUAACCAAAGAAUUAUGUGAGCUGAAAGAUGAAUACAAGGCUGUCUUGGACCAACACUGUCAGCAGACCAACGAGCUCAAUGUUGUCCAAUUGGAAUUGAAUGACAAGCUCAGGGAAUUGGAAGAACUCCAGAAAACACUGUCUUCUUACUCAGAUGAACUGGAAACUUUAAGACGGCUUGUCCAGGAAAGGGAUCAAACUGUGCAAGAUUUAAAUAUUUCUUUGGCGGAGAAAGAGAGUCAGUGUCAUUCUCUAUCAAACCUGCAAACUGAACUCGAUACUAUGAAAGCACAAUUUGAGUCAUUAAAGAACGAAAGUGAAGACAAGGUUCUUGUUUUGAUGGAGAAAAGCGCAGAAAUGAUUAACUCAAAUGUCCAUGUGGCACAGAGUGGCUCAGAGGAAGCCCACAAAGCUGUAAAAGAGCAGGUAGAAAUGGCGGUGAAAUAUCAAGAACAGCCUAAAGAUUCUACUGGAACAUCUGAAAUAACGCAUCAAAACAUAAUAGAAGAGAAGAAGACUCUUGUGGAGCCGGUGGCAGGGGUACCGCAACAUCUGAGCGAGAAGGAAAGUAGUCUGACAAACGAUCUCGAAAAAGCCCCAUGUGGAAAUGUGGAAACAAAUGUGGAAACAUUGAAGCAAGAAAAUGAAAAUUCUGUCAGGAUAAUUGCUGAACUCAGGGAUGAGUUAGCCAUGCUUCAUUUGCAGCUGCACCACUGCAAACAGCCGCUUCAUGAAGACACACCGGAGAUGGCCAUCAGGCAAGAGCAUGUUACUGAAAAUGAGCUCAGUCCUGUUUACAGAUGUCCUCAGAAUUCCGAAGUAACUCAGAAUCAGAACGAUGAGUCUGAGCAAAGUCAUGAAUUGACCAUUGCUAAUAUGAACAGAGAAGUUGACGAUCUUCAUAAAGCUCAAGAAGAUUGUGGUAAAGUAAACGAUCUGCAGAGCUACAAUAAAAUGACACAACUAACCAGAAAACUUCAAGCUGCUUUAGUUUCACGGAGAGAACUCUUGAAGGAGAAUGCAUCACUGAAGGAGCAAGUAGAAAAUCUGGCGGACAAAGUCAACGUCAAAGAAGCUGAAUUUUUGACUCUGGAAUCGUCCUUUUCAAAGCUGAAACAACAAACUAUCGACCUGGAAAGCAGUUUAAAGAGUAUUAACAUGGAUAAAGAGACGCUUAGCUCUGAAGUUGAUCGCAUCCGGAAUGAUAAUUGUAAUCUAUCCGAUGCAUGUGAAAGCUUGAAGCAGACCAUUGAAAACAUCACCCAGCAGAAGCAAGCCUUUUCCUGCCAGCUGGAAUCUCUCAAAGACUCUCAGACAGAAGAGCUGACCAAAUGGAAGUCAAGGCACUCGGAACUCAAACAAGACUAUGAGUCUCUUUUACAGGCAUAUGAAAAUGUCGGCACAGAAAUGGACAAGAUGAGACAACUUCUGGAAGGGGCCAAAAGAGAACGACAGGAAGCACUCGGUAAACUGCACAAAUGUGAGACUGAGAUGGAAAUCCUACAGGGCCAGGCAAGAGAGCUGGAUGCAGGACAUGAAAGAAUGAAAGAGAAAAUGCACACUUUUUCAGAAGAAAAACGGCACGAGAUUAACGAUAUGGAGCAAGCAAACGAAAAGAUGAGAAACAAACUGUCUGAGAUGAGUGAAAAAAACUUGAUGGAAAUAACCGACCUGACUGAUAAAAAUCAACACUUAGCGGCUGAACUUCUCCAACUGAAGUCAUUGUUAGAGGACUACAAAAGCCAGCUUUCAGAGAUACAGGCUGAAAACAGAAAACUAACUGAAAAGCUUCAAGAAGCUACUAGUUCUUCCGAAAAACGUUACUUAGAAUCAACAUCUUUUACAGAGGACAUGGAGUUUAAACUUGACAAGUCACUCAGCUUGAAUAAUUCACAGAUUGAGAAAACACAACCUAGUGUUCAAUUGGAAACCGAGACUCUAUUGCAGAACGAAGUGUCAUACAGCGAUCAUGAAAUACAACUAAGAGCAAAAGACGAUGCCAUUAAUAAGCUUAACGAAAUAAUAAGUCAGCACAGCCAAGAAACGAUUAGCCUCAAUGAAAAGGUCAAAAUUUUAGAAGAUGACAAGUGUCUUCUUCAAGAGGAACUUGAAAACAUUCAAGAGAUUUCAGACAAGGUGAAAAAUGAAAACGAUUACUUGGAAACUGUGAUCCUGAAAAACUCUGAAAGAAUCGAUGAGCUUUCUGAGUGUAUCGGUGUACUGGAAGCCCAUAACAAGCAGCUGUGUUCUCAACUGACGACGAGCAAGGAGAUGUACAGCCAGCUUCGGCAAGAAAAAGAUGACGAGCAUCUUAAAUUAGUUGGAGAACUCGAGGAAAAGCUCAAGACCAUGCAACGUGGCAGGGAUGGGUCCAAGAAUGUGAGUAAAGAAUUGCAAGAGCUUCUAAAACAAAAGCAUCAAGAAAUAAAUUAUCUCCAGCAAAACUGCAUUAAAUACCAAGAACAUGUUUUAAAUUUAGAAAUCUCUCAGAAGACCUCAGAGUCAGCUUGUGAAAACUUGGAAAAAGAUCUGAAAAAACUCUCUGAUAAGACCUCCAUUGUUGAAGAGAAAAACAAACAUCUUGAAGCAGAUUUAACCACAUCUGAGGCUCACCUCCAGGAGGCCAAAGAGAAGAUCGAGAAACUUGAGUCUGAAAGAAACCAUUUGAAAUUAGCUCUACAAAAUGUUGAAUCUGAGAAAACAAAAAUAAAGGAAGAUUCAUUGGAGAACCAAGAGAACUCAUUAACCGUGAAUGAAGUGUUGUUGCAGAAACGGAUAGACGAUCUCCAGGAUAUUAACAAUAAAGAAAGCCAAAAAGUUGUUGAAUUAAGACAACAGAUAGAUUCUCAACAUCUGAAGCUCAACACUCUGAAGAGAGCACUGGAGACUAACGAAGUAAAGCUAUCUGCUUUAUCAUCUAGUCCUCAAGGGGCAAAUACUACAAAACUUUGGAAUGAUUUGUACCAAAAGUCUUUGCAUGAGAAAGAUAACCAGCUCAAUGAACAAGGUUCUGCAAUUAGAAGAUUACGGGAUGAUCUGCAAAAAGAGGUGAAUGAACUCAUAAUGACCAAGUCAAGACUAGAAAAGGCACAAAACGAGUAUUCUGUUGCUUCUGCUGCAUAUCAGAGGCAGGUCUUGGUUCUGAGUGCAAGCAACGCUGAAUUUGCUGAGACUGUAGAAUUGUUGACUCUUCAAGUGAAGGAACUCAAUGCUCAAAUUGAAAGAGUAGACCAAGACGGAAACACCCUUAAAAUGCAAAUCGCUGACAAGGAAGACAAGAUUUCCCAGUUGCAAUUUCAUUGCGAACAGACAGAAAAGAUAAAUGCAGACUUGGAAUAUCAGUUGCGUGUUUUGCAGUCACAAAAUGAUAACGUCCGGGCUGAACUGGAGAAACAGAAUGGAGUUUCCCUCCAACUGAAAACCCUUCUUCAGAACAAGAACGUCGAGAUCUCUACUCUUUUGUCAUGUAAGGACGGCCAUAUGUCGGGAUAUCUCGAGCAACUCCAGGCUCAUUAUCGCUCCCAGGAAGCUGUUUAUGAAGACAGGUUAACAUAUGUACAUAAUCAAAGAGAAAAUGCUGACAAAGAGUUUAGAGAGCUUGAGGCCAAAGUCAGAAGUAUGACAAUUAAUUUAAAUAGAUCCGUUCAGGAAAACGAGCAGUUGUCAACCAAGAUGGCCAUUGUGAAGACGUCAAUGCUGUCUUUACAGCGUGAAAAAGAGCGAUUAAUGUCAGAAUACAGAAUACUUGAGGUUAAACGUCAGACAGAGCUUAAAAAUAAAGCAGACUCUCCUGAUAAUGAUGGUGGUGCAACUAGAGACCUCAAACAUGAAGUUAAGAAAUUACUACAUCAAAUGGAUGACCUAAAUUCCGAGAAUGCUAUGCUCAGGGCCCAGCUGUUUCAUUACAGAGAGGAUUUGAAUCAAGUUUUAUCCCUAAAAGACAGUCAGUUGAAAGUCUUGCUCAAAAAGCAACAGGAUGCGAUCAAGAAUCUUGAAGACCAAAAGGUCGCAGCUGAAAAGGAGUACAAGGUGUCUCAGUCAGAGCUCCAAAAGGCAGAAAAUGUUAACAGUACUUUGAAGGCUGAGGUUUCUAAACUUCAGUCGCAGGUGACACAACUGCAAAGUGACAUUGUGAGCCAAAAAGCUACAAACGAAGGCAAGGUGAUUGCAGAUCUGCAGCAAGGUGUGGCAGCUAAAUCAGCCGAAUGUAAUGACCUUCGGCAAAAAGUUGUCUCUCAGAAAAGCCAAAUUGAUGACUUGAAUGCGAAAAUGCAAGUGCUUGAAAAUGAAACUGACAAAAAACUCGGAGAUGCGGAUGAUAAAUAUAAUAGCGGACUGGAUGCUUUAGAACGUGAACUGGAGCUAGUCAGAAACGACCGGGAGACAACCAAUCAAAGGCUUACAGAGCUUGCACAAGAACUACUGGAGAUGGAGCAACAAUUGUCACUGGGCCAGAUGCAAAAUAAAGACAUAAAGGAUCAAAAUGAGUCCCUGUGUAAAGCCAUGGCUGCCCUGCAGAAUAAUCGGGACCAGCUCAUCGAGGACUUUAAGAUCUUACGAAACAGAUACGAUGAAGAACUCAGAGAGACUCGUGCAACUCUGAACAAAGCUGAGCGCAAUCUCCAGGAUGCUACAUCAGACUUGGCUAUGAUUACCAAAGAAAGGGACAUUAUUGUUCAGAAAGUAAGAGCUCUGGAAAGAAAAGAUACUCACAAAGAACUGACCAAGUUGUUGGGUGACCUGACCAAAGCUUUGUCAGAAAAGGAAAAACAACUGACAAAGGUUGUCCUGGAAAAUAACACAUACAGCAGGCAGCUGUCUGCAUUCUCCAGAUCCAUGGCCAGCCUCCAAAAUGACCGUGACAGACUGGUUUAUGAGUUGGAAGGGGCGACAAAAGAAGUUGAGUCCUGGCAGAAGUCAGGCCUAGACGUUGUGUCAAGCACGAAUGCGGAAAAGUCAAAAGGAAGUGCUUUCCAGAUUGAAAAAGAUGGGGCGAUGAAUGAGCAUCAGACUGUACUGUCUUCCAGGAAAGAAGACAUUGAUUCCCAGGAAAACAAACAAAAUCAAAGGUUUGCAAAAGACAUGGAGCCAAUCAAGGAAACGAUGGACAUUGCAAGCCAGAGUGGACCGGAUGAGGCAAUAAAUCGACUCGAGGCAGAAAGAGUCCACCAUCAAAAAGAGCUGCAACUCUGCUUCUAUGAAAUUCAAAAACGAGACCAGUACUUGCAGCAACUCAACUCUAAGUUACACCAGUCGAUGGAGGAGAAAGGUGCUGUGGCAGCCCAGCUGAGAGUUGUCUCCCAAAACCUGAGGGACACACAAAAUCGUUGCCAGUUGCUGGAAACCCAAAUCCAAGGCCAAGGGCAGGGAACAGGAAAUGCAGAGGUUGCUCCUGGAGCCCCUCAGGAAAGGAGCAACAACACGGCUCAUCUUCAUAGAGCUGAAGACAGACUGCUCAGAGAAAGACUACUGGAGGUGGAGCAGAGUCUGGCAGAUGAACGAUCCAGAAGGGAGGCUGCUGAAGAGGCUUUGCAUCUUGCUGAAGUCGGCACAAAGAGUCUUUCCAGGGAUCAUCAGAGGGACUUUAGUAUCGACAUGGAAGCUGAGGAUGAUUGGGAAGCUGUCAGUCUUAACCCGGACCAGCCUCUGAUAACACGAAAGGUCCAAGGUGGGAUGAUGGCAUGCCGACGUUGGCUCAGAGGAAGGAGCCUCUACUGUUCCCGGCUGCUGACUGGCCGUGCACGCUCUCGUUACUUCUUUUUGGCCUACUUACUCACAAUCCACGUGCUCCUUCUCAUGUGCUUGACUGGUGCCCUGUGAAAAGUGAAAAGGUCAUCAGGUAUGAGCUGGGGACUAAAGGUUCAUAUAUGCAACAGAAGGUGGGAUGAUGUCCAUUUGUAUUUCCUGUUGACGUUCCCAAUGAUACCAUUUGUCCAAGAAAUAAGUAGUUGAAGAUUUAAUGCUAAAGAGCUGAGUGUGAUUGUGUACUUCAGGGGUGUCCAAGUGUUUUCAGCCAUAUCAUAUAAAAAAUACAUUCCAAUUUUGUGAUAGAGGUGAAAUGCCACUAAAAUUACCCUUUUUUUCCCUGUAAUAUUCCAACUUUAUUCUUUGGCAUUUUUUCCUCUUAAUAUUUUGACUUUAUUCUCAUAAAGUUACAGCUCUUUUGUCAAUUUUUUAAAUCGGUUUCCAACUAUUUAAACUUUUUUCUUGUAACAUUCAAUUGGUAAUAUUUUCCCUGAGUUCUCGUAAUAUUAACAUUUUCAAUUCUAACUUUCUAAAAUUAAAAUUCUAACUUAAUUCUUGAAUUAUUAUAUUAUAUAAAAUAUUUAUUGUAUUUAUAUAUUACUAUUAUUAAUAUUCUGACUUAUAAAUUGUUUUUUUUACUUAUAGUAUGACUAUUCUCCUGAAAUUAUAACCUUUUCUUGUAAAAUUACUGCUGAUUUUGACAGCCACAGGCCCCAAAUGGCCCCCAGUGGCACUUAGGACACCCCUGGUGCACUACAUCUUCAUCAGUAGCUGACUGAUAGAUCGUUGAGUGGCGGAUCUCCUUGAAGAUACAUACCGAACGGGGGGUAUCACAAGGUAUCACACUACAUUAUAUACAAUAUAUUAUA
Doryrhamphus excisus (bluestripe pipefish) is the source of this 15212-nucleotide messenger RNA. RefSeq lists its product as uncharacterized. NCBI's taxonomy places the organism in Eukaryota, Metazoa, Chordata, Actinopteri, Syngnathiformes, Syngnathidae. The record is from RefSeq and is a predicted model, not a curated record. Gene Ontology annotation, cellular component: Golgi apparatus.